AUGAAACAUGGAACAGAUUGUGAAGAGUUUGAGAAUGAAUUUGGCGUUUCCUUAUUGGCACUAAACGAACAGGCAUUCAGUACUAAGGUUUAUCUCUCUCUCUCUCUCUCUCUCUCUCUCUCUCUCUCUCUCUCUCUCUCAUACACACACACAAACAUGCACACACAUAUCCAUUCCUUCAUUUUGAUUUCUGUAAUCUUUUCUUUAACAUUCCUUAAUUUUUCAGGGUCUGUUCUCUUGGCUUCAUCAUCAUCAUCGUUGUUGCGGUUAUCCUCCUCCUCCUCCUCCUCCUCUUUAUUUACUUCUUCUUCUUCUUCUUCUUCUUCUUCUUCUUCUUCUUCUUCUUCUUCUUCUUUCUAUGAGCCUCUUUCUAUCAUUUCACAUUCUUUUUGGGGUCCAUUCCCUUGUCUUCAUCAUCAUCAUCAUCAUCCUUGCCAUUAUCCUCCUCCUCCCUCUUCCUCUUCUUCUCUCUAUGAGCCUCUUUCUAUCCUUAUUCUUUUCAUGGUCCAUUCUCUUGCCUUCAUCAUCAUCAUCAUUAUUAUCAUCGUCGUCAUCAUCACCAUCAUCAUCAUCAUCAUCAUCGUUGCCAUUAUCCUCCUCCUCCCUCUUCCUCUUCUUCUCUCUAUGAGCCUCUUUCUAUCAUUUCUUAUUCUUUUCAUGGUCCAUUCUCUUGCCUUCAUCAUCAUCAUCAUUAUUAUUAUCGUCCCUCUUUCUAUCAUCCCUCAUUCUUUUCAUGGUCCAUUCUCUUUCAUUGUCGUCAUCGUCGUUGUCCAUGAUGUCACCAUCAUCAUCAUUGUCAUCAUUUAUCUCCUUAUUCUCUUCCCCCUUCUUCUAUUUCAUCUUUUUCUUCUUCAAUCUAUGGUUCUCUUUCUAUCAUUUUCUUUCUUUUCUCCUUUCUUUCCUAAUCCAUCUCUCCUUCUUUAUUUCAUAAUCUUCUUUCCUCUCUUUUCUUUACCAGAUGCUCAUGAAUCCUCUUUUUAA
This is a messenger RNA of Acanthosepion pharaonis, 981 nucleotides long. The record is from the annotation of a GenBank genome assembly. Lineage: Eukaryota; Metazoa; Mollusca; Cephalopoda; Sepiida; Sepiidae.